AUGGCUCCCAUGGCCGUCGCAACCGAGCAUCAUCACCGUAGCAAUACGAAGCAUGCGAACAAGUCUUUCAAGUCAAAACACUCGACGAAAGGGGCGCUGAAGGAUUUACAGAAAGGGAAAGUCGAACUUGGAGAAAAAGGCACUCGGAAGACAGCGCACCAGCAAAUGAUGUCGAAACUCGAACGACGGAACCAAGCAAGGCAAAAACAAAGAUUUAAGCGCCAAGUCAAAGCUGAGGCCACAAGUAUAUUUUCCGGCCAGAAUGGUGCUCCGAGACACGUCGCUGUAGUGCCCCUGUCCGACGGAACCGCCACGGACGAGGCGAUCUUAUCUCUUAGCCGAAGCGUCGAUAUCCCGGACGCCAGUGUACAUAGUGGUUUGUGUCGAGUGCGCAUCGAUAGAUUCAAGCAAAGCGUGCUUUAUAUGCCGACCAAAAAGGACUUAAUCAAUACUUUGGAUGUUUGUCGGUUAGCAGAUUUUGUGGUGUUUGUCCUCCCGGCCUGCGAGGCCCUGGAUGAAGAUGCCCAACUCCUUUUUCGGUCCGUCGAAAGCCAAGGGAUAUCCAAUGUUAUUGCUGUUGUGCAGGGUCUUGAUAAUAUAAACUCUCCGAAAAAGCGACAGCAAAUAGUCUCCUCCCUCAAGACUACUGUCAACCGUUUUUUCCCUACUAUCGAAAAGGUGCAUUCCUUGGAUUCGAGACAAGAAUGUUCGAAUGUCAUUCGAAGCAUAUGUACGGCAACACCGAAGGGCAUUCAUUGGCGAGAUGAUCGAAGUUGGAUGCUUAUCGAGGAUAUACAAUGGCCCGAAACAAGCGAUGAAAUUGGGCAAGUCUGUGUUUCAGGAAUUGUCCGUGGAAAGGGCCUGAAGGCUGAUCGGUUGGUUCAUAUUCCAAACUGGGGAGACUAUCAAGUAUCUUCCAUUGCUGCAGCGCCCCUAGAAUCACGGCCGAAGAAGGAUGAUUCCAUGAACGUGGAUGGCGAUGCCGAAAUACGAAUUUUGGAUGAACCAACUGCUGAUGCAGACGACCUCGCCGUAGUGGCUCCCGAGGAUGUGUUCAUGUAUGACGAAAACGUCUCAAUGGCAGAUACGGAGAGAAAGGGCGUGCUCCUUGACGACCACCAUUACUUUUCAGAUGAAGAGGAUGACGAAGUUUCAAGGCGACCCAAACGUCUUCCCAGAGGCACUUCUUCCUAUCAAGCGGCAUGGUAUCUGGAUGAUAUGUCCGACUCAGGGUCAGAUAUUGUUGAUAAUAUGUAUGAUGACGAGGAAAUGGAGCUGGACGAUGAAAUUGGCCCUGAGGGAGGAGUCUCCAUGCAAGAUAACCAAGAUGCUGCAACUGAGGUUGGACCCUCUGAAUACCCUCAAUCGGAGAUGUUCCUCGAUCCGUCGCCCGAAGAGGAAGCGCAACAGAUUGAAGAAUAUCGUGCAAGUCGAAAAAUGGAGGAGACAGACGACCUCGAAUUCCCCGACGAAAUUGAACUUCACCCCAAUACGCUUGCAAGGGAACGCUUAGCACGGUAUCGGGGAUUGAAGAAUCUUAAAACUAGCGCAUGGGAGACCGAAGAAGACAGAGCACACGAACCAGAAAAUUGGCGCCGCCUGCUCCAGAUUGUGGAUUAUAAAGGUUCAAGGAAUCAAUGCAUCCGUGAAGCUCUUGCUGGGGGAGUGACUCCAGGAACCAGAGUUAAGGUUUUGCUACGUGACGUGCCAUUAAAUCUAAAGCAAAGUUGCCCGGAACCACUUGCUCUCUUUUCGCUUCUUCGCCACGAGCACAAACACGGUGUGGUUAACCUCAACAUGACGCUCAAUUCGAAUGUCGAGGAACCUCUUAAAUCCAAGGAAGAAAUAAUUAUUCAGUUUGGCCCGCGCCGAUUGGUCAUAAAACCUUUAUUCUCGGCCGCUGGGACCACACCAAAUAACGUCCAUAAAUUCGACAGAUAUCUUCACCCCGGCCGAAACGCAGUCGCUACAUAUAUUGGCCCUAUUUCGUGGGGCUCGAUCCCAGUACUAGUCUUCAAAACUAUGUCCAUAGCAGACCCAGAGGUUCUAGAUGGGAAUGACACAUCUGCGACAUUCAAGAAACUGCAACUAAUAGGAACUGGCACUACAAUGGCUCCAGAUCACCAACGUGUUGUUGCUAAGCGUGUUAUCUUGACGGGACACCCGUUUAAGAUUCACCGCAAGGUUGUCACAGUGCGAUAUAUGUUCUUCAACGCUGAAGACGUCCAGUGGUUUAAAGCUCUACAGUUAUGGACAAAACGAGGACGUAGCGGGUAUAUAAAAGAAAGCCUGGGAACGCAUGGAUAUUUCAAGGCGACGUUUGAUGCGAAAAUCAACCCCCAAGAUGCCAUCGGUAUCAGUUUAUACAAGCGUGUGUUCCCUCGAGAGGCGAGAGAAUGGACUGGUGAGAAUUUAUGA
This is a messenger RNA of Uncinocarpus reesii 1704, 2418 nucleotides long. RefSeq lists its product as uncharacterized. Gene Ontology annotation, biological process: ribosome biogenesis; maturation of SSU-rRNA from tricistronic rRNA transcript (SSU-rRNA, 5.8S rRNA, LSU-rRNA); endonucleolytic cleavage of tricistronic rRNA transcript (SSU-rRNA, 5.8S rRNA, LSU-rRNA). Gene Ontology annotation, cellular component: preribosome, small subunit precursor; nucleus. The transcript is spliced from 3 exons. Bases 1 to 2418 code for a protein of 805 amino acids. The record is from RefSeq and is a predicted model, not a curated record. Lineage: Eukaryota; Fungi; Ascomycota; Eurotiomycetes; Onygenales; Onygenaceae. Gene Ontology annotation, molecular function: GTP binding; U3 snoRNA binding; GTPase activity.